UCGGCGGAUUUAUGCUUGUCUGUAAUCAUCACUAUGUAACUAUUUAAUGUCGGGUUGAAUUUGAGAACGAAUAGUUAAGUGUGUAUACUAACAUUGAUGCGAUGUUGGUGAGAUAACGAAACUCGCUGUGAAACGUUGUGAGUGUGUAGUUUUCAUACAAUCAUGAAAAAAGUUUCUCUAGCAGAGUUACCUCCCUUAUGCUAAGCGUACUGUACGUUUACUCCUUUGCCCUGACACGUCAACUAUUCACGCUGUAAAAACUCAGUAGAAAAGUGUUCACACCUCGCUACACGGAAAACAGGUCAACAUUCACGCCUGUCACCAUGACAAAAACUUGGUCCCCUUGAUAACUGAGCCUGAAAAAAAUAUUUUCAUACUGAUUUAUACAUUUCAUAUGUACGCAUAUUACUUUACAUGUUUGAGGCAAAUAUAUGGUUUCUUAGAAAAAAAGGUUUAAAUCUAUUUAACUCAUUACUCAUAUCAUAGAGUUUAUCCCCCUUUCAUCAUAGUGCCCGACUAACAAAAACAUGUUCAGUGUACCAAUGUACAGUUAGGAAUGGUUUAACCUUUAGCCUGCUGAAUUGUUUUAGCAUAAGGCGCUGUAAAGAGGGUGACAAGUUAUCUUUUAAAAAUUACAAUAUUCCAAAUAUUACUCAUCCACAUACUCCUUUCUCAAACAAAGAAACAAAUAAAGCACGGUAUGCACGGCACGCAAUAAUUGUACCAAUAGUCACAACUUUUACUGCAAAUAUGCUACUUUUGGAAAGUUGACAUGACUCGCCCAACCGAGAACCGAGAGCAGCGACCCAACGCGGUACCCAGUCUAACCAGCUGGUGACAGUAGGCCUUCUCCUAGACGGGUUUGUAUCCCCUAGUGCGCUUGCGCUCUUUGUCGCAUUACUUGUGCCGCCUCAAUGAGGCAAAGGACAGGGUACCAGUCAAAGCUGGGCCCCGUCUCUCAUAUCACAAUUUAACCUUGACGAUGCGCAUAAGGAGCCUGUAACCAGGUUAGGUGCCAGUCUAUCCUGGAUGGGAGAGCAGCGACACCAAGCGAAGGAUGCGGGAAACAGUUUACGCAAGCGCUGUGCAGGAGCUUCCUUUCGCUAUUUGAAAACAAGGUAGCGCCGGGAACGAAGCAUCGCUGUGAGGAGCUGGGAUAUACAGCUAAAUUUAGCACUGUGUUUUUCCAGUUGCAACGUGUCUUGACAGGGUGCGGAUCUCAUCCACGCAUAUCCCCAUGAUACAACACAGUAAGAUGAUGAUGAUGAUGAGUUAGAUGCCGACUUAGAUUGAAGACACUGAUGAAAAACAAGAAACAGUGAAGAAUGUUCAAAGACUGAAUCAGAACGAUCAAGGCCAGAUGGAUGAUAGUGACACAGAGUGUGGAGGAUGUACACCAGCAGAGUGCCCUGGGAAGCACAAUGACGGUGACACUUCAUCAGACGGGGAAAACAUGGACCUUGCAGGUAUUCCCACGGACAACCCUCAAGGAACAAUUGAAGGAGCAGGCUGUACUGCAGAGGGUGCAGAAAAUAAAGAUGUUGAUGAAGAGAGUGCUGAUGGAUGCUCGUUUGAUGACAUCACAGAUGAGGAAGAGGGGGAAGGAAUAGAAGACUUGUCACAGCUUGGAGCAGGUACUGUAGAGGUCAAACUCCAGACUGUUCAACAAGAGUCAUAUCAACUUGUAGAGAAAGAUACCACGACACUAGCACAACACAUUGUGGGAUGUUGUCAACAACCACAGGGAGAAAUAGCGUCAACACCACAGCAGGGGACACAACUCCAAUCAGCUUCAGAUGGUGAUGUUGAUCAGGCAACAAGCCAGGCACAAUUGUCCUCAACUACAUCUUGUGUAGUUCCUAACACAACCAGUCUACAGGACCCGACAAUGGCAGCCCUGACACCAGCGUCCACAUCAUCCCUUCUACCCAGAAUACCAGGAUCUGUUGCAUCAGAGAUACAGUCAUCCGGGCUACCUGUGGUACCAGUGACUGGUGAUUCUUCUGUGGUCACCCAGUACAACCUUAUCCAAGUACGGCAGCAGUUUGGUGAUGUGACAGUCCAGGGCGCCAGGAAUCUGAACAUUGGCGGAACGCAAAACGUUGGUACACCUCAGACCAACCCAGAGGAAGAGGAGAAGCCACUGACUGUUGCAGCACGGAAGAUCAGGAAAAGAACGGAAUCUAGGAUUCAGUCAAUGAGUAAAGACAUGGUGGAGACAGAAGCCCUCCAGAAAGUGACGCAGAAGCUGGACAGAGGAGCAACAUGGGUGACAAUUAAAGGAAGGCCGGGAGAGGGGAAGUCUACGAUAGCCUACAUGGCCCUCAAAGAUCAGCACACUCAGGGGAGACAAGUGUAUCAGGUGGUGUCACCAGAAGAGUUCAAUGAGGUCAUAACGGCCAGCAUUAACCCUGUCAUUAUGUUAGAUGACAUAUUCGGUGAUCUAGAAUUUGAUGUAGCAGAAUGGGCUAAGUGGAGACCAAGUCUACGACCUUUUGUGGAUAUGAAGGAUACAGACAAGACCACUGAAAAGGACUCUAUGGAUCAGUCCACUAAAAGUAAAAAAGAGAGAACAAAGGAUGAGCAAACAAUUCUCAAAAGAACAGCACCAAACAAAAGCAAAACGAUCAUUAUCCUCGUAGGCCGUGACUAUGUGCUGAAAUCCUCACUGGCAGACUUGGGAAGGAUGGCAGGUUACAUAUCUAUUCCCCAGUAUGUGGUGGAAGUCUCCUCACAGAGAGACUCUAAUGAACGAAGGAAGAUAUGGCAUGUUCAUGCCAAAACAAAAAACAUAGACUUUGAUGAGUCAACCGUGUCUCGGAUAUGUCAAUCUGACUGUCCACAUGGCUUUCCCCACGUGUGUAAAAUGUUUGUCACAACAUAUGAAAAGGAUCAGACUCAGCUUCCAGUAGAUACCUUUUUUCAAGCGCCUCUAGCAUUCCUCAAACAGACCCUAGAUAAAUUUCUUAAAGAUGAGAUAAAGGUUUCCCUGUUCAAGGCUAUGAUUAAAAGGGAUGGAAAGAUUAGUGGACAAGAGUUGGAAGAGGAGGAUGCCCAUGGAUACAAAUACAUAACAGCUGCUGAUGAUUUGGCUGGAUCUUACCUCAAGAAGGAAGAUGACACAUACAUGUUUGACCAUCCCUCUAUAUAUGACAGUGUCGCUUUAAUUCUCAGCAUGAAACAAUCAAAGUUUAUCAUCGAUUUUUGCAGUUUGUCAUUCAUCCAUCAGAGACUUCGUCUUAAAGCCUCCACAAGACCAGGGGAAAACGUUCCUGGUGAGACAGAUCUUGUUGCAAACAUCUCCUGGAACUAUGCUAAACAUCUAGCAAGAAGAUUUGCAACUGAAAUUUCAAGGAGCAAUUUGUUGCAUGUCUUAUCGCACCAUGCAUGUUGUAAUCCAGAGUUUAUAGACUUGCUAAUGGGCUGCCUGAAGACACAGUGUCACAUGUCUGUUUCUGAUAUUCUCAAACUAGCUGAUAACUCUUCAAAACAGUCAUUUUGUAAAUUAAUUUCUAGCAGCAAGUCACAUCAUCUCAUCAAAUUUAUUAUGGAGAAAGAAAACAGAACAUUAAGCCAGAGUGAACUGAGAGACAUAUUACUUGGGGUCUGCAUGAAUGCUGCUUGUAGUGUACUGACCUAUAUCAGUGAACACUAUCAGCUUGAGAUAGAUGCUAGAUAUGGUAGGAAGGAGAAAACGCCACUCAUGUUAGCAGCAGAAACCAAAGACAGUGUGUUUGUAAAUCAAAUUAUGGCCCUUCACCCUGACCUGAAUGCAAGAGACCGUCACGAUCAAACAGUCUUUCAAUACCUUUGCGCAAAUGGCCUUACAUCAGCUGUUGAACAUGCAAUCAACAUGGGCGUGGAUGUUAAUGAGCAUUUUUGUCUAUUGUUUUGUAUGUACCAAACUCCUGUAUACCUUGCCAUAAAAAAUGGUCAUGUCGGGGUGGUGGAACUGCUGCUGCAGAAAGGAUGUGAUAUAGAUAAACAGAGAGGUCUUGGUUGUGCAUUGAUGAGCCAGAACACGCAUAUGACGCGUUGUCUUUUAGACAGAGGAGCACAGGUUGACGGUGAUGCUGUGUACAUUGCUUGUAGGUUAGAACACUUGCCUACCAUCAAGAUGUUGUUUGAGGAGGGUGCCAAAGUUGACAUGAUUGCAUCUGAUGGCGAUACUCCUCUUCACUGCGCAUGUGGAAGAAACCCUAAUGUUGUCUUGUUUUUGUUGGGGAAAGGAGCAAAUGUGAAUGUCCAGAACAAUAUAGGUGACACACCACUUCAUACAGCAGGAAGGGAUGGAUAUACAAAGUGUGUUGGUGUGUUACUGAAGGCUGGAGCUAAUGUGAAUGUACAGAACAAUACAGGUGACACACCACUUCAUACAGCAGCAGCAGCAAGGUGUGGAUCUACAUGGAGUGCUGAUGCGUUACUGAAGGCUGGAGCUUAUGUGAAUGUACAGAACAAUACAGGUGACACACCACUUCAUGCAGCAGCAGCAGCAGCAGCAGCAGAAAAAGGGUACGGAUCUACAAAGUGUGUUGAUGCGUUACUGAAGGCUGGAGCUAAUGUGAAUGUACAGAACAAUACAGGUGACACACCACUUCAUGCAGCAGCAGGAGCAGCAGCAGCAGCAAAAGGGUACGGAUCUACAAAGUGUGUUGAUGCGUUACUGAAGGCUGGAGCUAAUGUGAAUGUACAGAACAAUACAGGUAACACACCACUUCAUGCAGCAGCAAGAAGGUAUAGAUUUACAGAGAGGGUUGGUCUGUUACUGAAGGCUGGAGCUAAUGUGAAUGUACAGAACAAUACAGGUGACACACCACUUCAUACAGCAGGAUGGGAUGGAUAUCCAGAGUGUGUUGAUCUGUUAUUGAAGGCUGCAGCUAAUGUGAAUGUUCAGAACAAUACAGGUGACACACCUCUUCAUAAAGCAGCAGCAGCAAGGUAUGGAUCUUCAGGGAGUGCUGAUGCGUUACUGAAGGCUGGAGCUUAUGUGAAUGUACAGAACAAUACAGGUGACACACCUCUUCAUAAAGCAGCAGCAGCAAGGUAUGGAUCUUCAGAGAGUGUUGAUGUGUUACUGAAGGCUGGAGCUAAUGUGAAUGUACAGAACAAUACAGGAUACACACCACUUCAUGUAGUAGCAAGAAGGUAUGGAUCUACAGAGAGGGUUGGUCUGUUACUGAAGGCUGGAGCUAAUGUGAGUGUACAGAACAAUAAAGGUGACACACCACUUCAUGAAGCAGCAGCAGCAGCAGCAUGGUAUGGAUUUACAGGGUGUGUCGAUGUGUUAGUGAAGGCUGGAGCUAAUGUGAAUGUACAGAACAAUACAGCCGACACACCGCUGCAUGCAGCAGCAAGGUAUGAAUCUAAAAAGUGUGUUGAUGCGUUACUGAAGGCUGGAGCUAAUGUGAGUGUACAGAACAAUACAGGUGACACACCACUUCAUAAAGCAGCAGCAGCAGGGUAUGAAUCUACAAAGUGUGUUGAUGCGUUACUGAAGGCUGGAGCUAAUGUGAGUGUACAGAACAAUACAGGUGACACACCACUCCAUGCAGCAGCAGCAGCAGCAAAGUAUGCAUCUACAGAGAGUGUUGAUGCGUUACUGAAGGCUGGAGCUAAUGCGAAUGUACAGAACAAUACAGGUGACACGACGCUGAGUACAGCAGCAGCAGCAAGAGAAUGGUAUACAUCGACAAGGUGUAUUGAUGAGUUAUUUAAGGCUGGAGCUGAUGUGCAUGUACAGAACAAUACAGGUGACACACCACUUCAUAAAGCAGCGCCAGCAGGAUGGCUUAGAUCUGCAGUGAGUGUUGCUGUGUUACUGGAGGCUGGAGCUUAUGUGAAUGUACAGAACAAUACAGGUGACACACCACUUCAUAAUGCAGCAGCAGCACCAAAGUAUCGAUCUACAUGGAGUGUUGAUGCGUUACUGCAGGCUGGAGCUAAUGUGAAUGUUCAGAACAAUACAGGUGACACACCGCUGCAUGCAGCAGCAGCAGCAGCAGCAGCAGCAGAAUGUAAUGGAUCUACAAAGUGUGUUGAUGUGUUACUGGAGGCUGGAGCUGAUGUGAAUGUCCAGAACAAUACAGGUGGCACACCAGUAUUUCAUUGACCAGGACAUCCAAAACCUUAUCAGAGAUAUGCCACUGUUAUUAGAAAUAAUUGCAGACAAAAAUGAUUUCAUGGAUGAAUGGUGGCUGUAUUGGAUUGCCAAAUACUACCUUGAUUAUAUUUCAAUGUGAGAAAUAAAAGAGGGGCUGAGGGGCAGAGCCAAAAAGAGUUUAUAACUUGGACACAUUUAACAUCCCCACGGUAUCACCAUAUGUACAAUUGCUGAGUAGAAUGAGAGGAAUGCAGGUUGUUGCCUUCCAUUAUAUGCACAUUCUCUGUAUGAAAAUUUGAUUUUGAUUUUUUAUUUCCGAUACCAUACCUAUUCAUCUGGAACU
Molecule: messenger RNA, 6443 nt
Organism: Haliotis rufescens (red abalone)
Lineage: Eukaryota; Metazoa; Mollusca; Gastropoda; Lepetellida; Haliotidae
Exons: 5
Coding region: 1361-6109 (1582 amino acids)
Molecular function (GO): protein binding
Source: RefSeq, a predicted model, not a curated record